Messenger RNA from Caretta caretta (loggerhead turtle), 1362 nucleotides. Its product is annotated as alpha-aspartyl dipeptidase-like. The record is from RefSeq and is a predicted model, not a curated record. Gene Ontology annotation, molecular function: serine-type peptidase activity. Gene Ontology annotation, biological process: proteolysis. NCBI's taxonomy places the organism in Eukaryota, Metazoa, Chordata, Testudines, Cheloniidae.
CCCGCCUCGGCUCUCGUGGCUCAUGGGGCCAGGGGCUGUUCGCACCCGCCUUCAGCCGGCCGCCGCUAGCGCCUGCGGCUUGUGCCCCCCCCCGGUGCUGUCCUGGGCUCUGGGCGCGGCGCCUGCUGCUGACGCCCGCCGGGGGCUGGCGCGGGGCAGUGGCCUGAGCGGAGAGUCCGUGACUCGCUCCCACCGAGACCCGCCGGCGGGGCUGUCGGCGUUUAGCCCGGGGCCCGGACAACCAGCAGCGCCUUCCAGGCGUGCCCCAAGCCUGGCGCUUUCCGGAGCUGCCGCCGGAGCCUGGCUGCCCGGUUCCCGAGCCUUCCCCUGGGAGCGGGGCCGCCCAAUCCCCGCCGAAACGCCGGUCUCUGCGCGAGGGUGUAAACUCGUGGCAGCCGCCUGUCUGUCGGCUAAGCGCCGGCGUGGGCUGGCCUGUGCGCUUCGUAGCGGUAUGGAUCAGCCUUGGCGCUCUAGCGAAGGGAACAUGGUGGAGACGUUUUAAGCAGGCGUGUCCGGCUGCCUGGACCCUGAGGCGCAGCUGGAUUCCUGGUGUAGACAGUGGGGUUGGACUGGGACUCGGGCCCUUCUAGGGGCAUAUGGAGAACUGGACAAGAGACUGGAAAGUGAAGAGAGUUUUGUUUAUUCCCUAUGCUCUUCAUGAUCGAGAUGCCUAUGCCAAGACCGCAAGAGAGAAGUUUGAAAGUUUAGGAUACAAGUUGGAGAGUAUUCAUGAAUCUUCAGAUCCUGUAGAAGCUGUAAGGAAAUCUGAAGCAAUAUUUAUUGGUGGUGGAAACACAUUUCGGCUCUUGAAAGCUCUUUAUGACAACAGUCUGCUCCAGGAGAUCAGGAAGAGAGUUCUUGAGGAUGGAAUUCCAUACGUGGGGUCCAGUGCAGGAACGAACGUAGCUACUGUCAGCAUCAGCACAACCAAUGACAUGCCAAUCGUGUACCCACCUUCUCUGCUGGCCCUUGGAUUGGUUCCUUUUAACAUCAACCCCCACUACUUGGAUCCAGAUGUUAACAGCACUCACAUGGGUGAGACUCGUGCGGAGAGGAUUCUUCAGUAUCAUGAGGAACCAAACACCCCUCCAGUACUGGGUUUACGUGAAGGAGCAAUGUUACUAGUGGAAGGAGACAAAGCCACCCUGCAAGGAGUAACUGGAGCACGGUUGUUUCUGAGAGGUGAGAAACCAACUGAACAUGAGCCUGGAACAGAUUUCAGUUUCCUCCUGACCGAUAGUAACUCCCAGAAGCCCUAACCUUUCCUGCUGUGAAACACCAGAUGCUAAAGGAAGAUAGUGAAAAGAGGAGCUCCCAGGUCUGGAAAAAGUAAAUUUUGUAAAUAAAGCAGGAUUUAAAGAA